AUGAGACCCCGCCAUACGUUGAUUCUGAUCGUCGGAGUAAACUCAGAAACAGUAACAGAUGUAACAUCCACCGACUUUCCCGGUCACUGGCCAGGCGAAGACCACGCCUGGGACAUUUCCAAAUUCGCAAGCACUUUUAAAGUCAAAGUUUACAAAAAUGAACACGAAGAAACCUCUUUUUCGUUAAUCGGCAUCGACGCCUCGGUCGCGAAUGCUUAUCGUCGAAUUCUGAUCGCAGAGAUCCCAUCACUGGCAAUUGAGCGCGUGUACAUAUAUAACAAUACAUCCAUCAUUCAAGACGAAGUCCUCGCGGCAAGAUUGGGAUUAAUACCCUUAAAAGGCGGAGAGAAAGGAUUGAAGGAAUUCUUGAAAUGGUAUAGAAAGACUAAGGAAGGCGAGGAACCAGAUAUCGCGACCGACUACAACACGAUACGAUUACAUUUGAAAGUCGAAUGCACUCGAAACGAGAAUGCGGCACCCGGAGAGAGGGAUCCAUUGAAGUUAUAUCACAACGCCCAUGUUUACGCGAAAGACCUCGAGUUUGUGCCAUUUGGUCAGCAGGCGAAGCAUUUCUCUGGAGAAGAUGCGAUUAUGUCUACGAACCCAGAUAUAUUGAUUGCAAAACUACGGCCGGGUCAGAUUCUCGACAUUGAGAUGGAUGCGAUUAAAGGACAGGGUAGUGAUCAUGCGAAAUUCUCGCCUGUUGCGCCUGCGAGUUAUCGAUUGUUACCAACUAUUACAAUUACGAAGCCGAUUCUUGGCAAAGACGCAGAAAAGUUUGCCAGAUGCUUUCCAAAAGGUGUCAUCGGGUUUGAAACAGUUACGAAGAAGGAGGCUGCAACAAAAGGCAGUGGAUAUGAGGGCCAUGAGGGAGAGAAGAAGGCUGUCGUUUUGGAUGCCAUGAAAGAUACAGUUAGUCGAGAAUGCCUACGCCAUGCUGAAUUCGAGGGCAAAGUCAAGCUGGGGAGAAUACGAGAUCACUUCAUAUUUUCGAUUGAGAGUGUAGGCCAGUGGGGAAGCGGAGAGCUAUUCCUGGAAUCCGUUAAAAUGUUGAGGCAGAAGUGUGAAGGGUUGUUAAGCAACUUGCGAGACAUGCCAAAUUAA
This is a messenger RNA of Glarea lozoyensis ATCC 20868, 1104 nucleotides long. RefSeq names its product Insert subdomain of RNA polymerase alpha subunit. Gene Ontology annotation, molecular function: protein dimerization activity. Gene Ontology annotation, biological process: DNA-templated transcription. Bases 1 to 1104 code for a protein of 367 amino acids. The record is from RefSeq and is a predicted model, not a curated record. Lineage: Eukaryota; Fungi; Ascomycota; Leotiomycetes; Helotiales; Helotiaceae. Gene Ontology annotation, cellular component: RNA polymerase III complex; RNA polymerase I complex. The transcript has 2 exons.